AUGGCUUCGUCUCUCGCCGCGCAGCUGUCGCAAAUUGCGGCCAAGUCGGCACACGAGCUUGACCUUAAGGCGCAAAGGGUGUUACACUCACAGUCACUUAUUUUUGACCCAAAAGUCGCCGGCACUCAAGACUUCGAUGCGAUCUAUGAUAUUUGUUAUGACGGAUUCCGGGAAUUAUGCUCGUUGGACCCCCGGUUUACGGAGUUUGAUCGCACGAUAUUCAGCGAGCAGAGCAAAGCGGAGGACCGCAGUCAGAUGAACGUAGCCCAGAAUAAAGAACUGGAUACUGUGGUUGAAGCUUUCCUAGCUCUGGUUGGCGGCAGGCUCCAGUUGAGUCCUGCAGUGAAAGCUGUGGAUUGGCUUGUUAGAAGGUUCAGGAUCCACGAGUUCAACACAACCGCCGUAUUAUUGACGUUUUUGCCGUAUCAUACGACGCCGCUCUUCUUGAACCUUCUCUCUAUUCUUCCGGAAACUCUUACGCCAGCAUUCAAAGUCCUUAUUCCAUACAAGAACGGUCUCAUUAAUCCACCAAGGCACCCGCUUGUUCAUAGCGCAGCCACGAACAAGCCUUUCUUUUCCGAAUUAAACGAAUACGUCCUGAAAGUUUGUAGGCAACAGGCCCAAAGCCAUGCACUACUUGCAUUUUGGGCCGGAAUUGUCACGGAGGCUGUCGCAACAAUGUUGGAUGGCGCUCGCUCGGGGAGAAGAGAGGCCGAGAAGCAAAAGCAUGAAGAUAUCCUUUUGCGGAUUUUGCCGGUACUCAGUAACGCUUUCACAAUGAAGAAUGUUUCGGAAUUGAUCGUUGGCUCCUAUAUGAUCUGCGUUGUACUGGCACAGAAGGCCUUCCUCUCGAACGAAGUUACCGAUGGCCUAAUGGAGAGUGUUGUGGGUUCUUGGACAGAAGAUACAAAGAUAUCUGGUCUGAUUUGUCUUUCGGUCCUUGCACAGCAGAAGCCUACUGUUACAAUCCCCAAAAGGGUCUUUAAGGGCAUCUUGCGCCUCGAGAAUCCUAUCGCCCAACUUUCUGAAAUCGCGCCACAAUAUCAGACAUCAAAAUUAUUGCUUGGAGUCAUUGCCGGUUGCUUGACUGAUCUUGACAAGCAGGACAAUGCUCGCCUUGCAAUUCUGGCCUCCGUCUUUGAACGCAAGAUGCUUGGUGAGAAUGAGAUUGCCAAGGCUAUGAGCCUGGUUCUCGAAGCAGCUUCCAAUGCAGAUGAUACCCGCGGAAUGUCUUUGGAUGCCCAGACACAGCUUGCUGAACUGGUUCAAGGAUUCAACCGGUCUGAAACUCUGCAACCUAUUUUCCAGAAGGUUUUGACUGAAUCUUCGCUCAACAUCUCGGCGCUAGAGCACAACCUUCAGACCGUUGUCGAGGCCCCAGUUGUGGCACAGGCCAUCGAAGAUGUGGAUAUGAUCGAUGCGGAUGAUCAGCCCCAGGUGGACGCGUUUACCCCAGCCUUGGAGUCUUUGAUCAAAGAGUCCUUGUUCCCAUACUCCUUCCUCUCCAAACAGUCUAUCACCGAAUUCGAUAACCUGGUUCGCGUUUUCGCCUUGGCGGUGGACUCCGAGGACAAUCUCGAGCUUUUCACCAAUUUGCCAAUCUUGGGCAAGUCCCAGGCGAUCAAAACACCUCAAUAUCUAUCCUUCUUUGUCAGAGUCGUUGCUGGCCACUACCCCAUCGGAACAAAGAUCGCUGCUUUGAACGUUGUAUCAUCUGUUCUUUCGUCGGCACCCGCGGACUUUGACCCUCAGGCACUACUGCCAUUCCUGUUUGUAGCCCUCUCUGAUCCUUCAGAACGGAUUCGCCGUCAGACUGCUGGCAUCUUGGCUAUUAUCGGAUCUUUGUACAAAAAGAACACCACUUCCGGUGACAGCUCGAAGCCAUGGGCUCACGACUCAAUCUACGGCAAGGGCAAGCCCACGGGUGUUGCAUGGCUGACCACCAAGGAUUCGCAAAAGGUUUUGGAGCGGGCAUUGCUUCCAGGGUUGGAGGAGUCUAUCCUUGACUCUAACCAUGUCGGUAGGAUGAUGGAAGCUACUCUUCGGGGCAACGUUUUGUCAGAAGCUUCGGGUGCAUCCGAACUCAAGAAGUCUCUCCGCCUUAGUCUCUUUGCGUUCAUCUGCUCUCAUGUUGUCAAGAUGCCAGUGUUCGCACCCAAGAUUAGCUUGCUGAAGUUGGUAAACAGCGUGGAGAAGGUCUCUACUGCAACCCUGACCAGUGAGCUUCUCCCGGUGCUCGAGGAUUGGCGUCGCUUGAGCGACAAGGAAGUCGAGGAAAUUUGUGGCAAGGAGCGCAUCGUGGCAUCUGAGACAGAGAAUUUGAUUGCUGCUAUUGUCACAUCCAAAGACAAGGACGCCAUCGAUGUUCUCCUCUCCAAUGUCAGCUCUGGUGGUGAUUUGCGCCCGUCCUUUGUUGCGGCUUGCUUUGGUCAAAUCAAACACAUCUGGGCUAAGAUUCCCGAAGACCGUCAGUUGACUGCAUCCGAGAAGUUGCUCGAUAUCUCUCUUUCGCGAUCGGUCAAUGCCGCUUCUCUGGCGAAUAACUGCCGCGACGUUCUUCGCACUGUCGAGCUUUCCGGUGCUGUUCUUCAGCAAUUUGUCCAAAAGAUUCCUGUGUCUAUCACCGAUGUUGAGUCUGUUGGUCCAGCACCGAAGCGGAGACGUACUAGCCAGAACAACAUGAUUGCGAUGACUGUCAAGGACGAAGCAGAGCUUAGCAAUUUGAUGGACAAGAUGACUUUCAUCUUGGAGAUCGUGGAUAGCUCCUCCCCAGAAACUCAUCCUGAGCUUGCAGGUGGAUUGUUCCAGACUCUAGCGGCUCUUCAUCACUUCAAGUCCCAGAUCCAGUCUGGCAUGAGCUAUCUCCUCAGCCUGACUUUGGGAAGUCUCUUGGCUAUUGUGAACACAUCUAAGGGAUCUGUUAAGCCGAAGUUCGAUACAUCCGUCAUCAGGGCCGACCUGGUGGUGGAUUGUGUCCGAACAACCGACAGCCCGCAGGUUCAGAACGGCGCUCUUCUUCUCGUAGGUAGUCUGUCUGUCAUUGCGCCCGAGUUGGUUCUCCACAGCGUCAUGCCGAUCUUCACGUUCAUGGGCACUACCGUUCUACGCAAGGAUGAUGACUACUCUGUUUCGGUCAUUGACCAAACCAUUGACCAAGUUGUUCCUGCUCUUAUCCAGUCUCUGCGUAACCAGAAGAGGGAUGUUGUCUCCGGAACAUCCGAGCUACUGCUCAGUUUCACUGCAGCCUUCGAGCACAUCCCCGCCCAUCGCCGUUUGAGACUCUUCCAUGCCUUGAUCAGCAAGCUGGGAACACAAGACUUCCUGUUCGCCGUUUUGGCAAUGCUCGCUAACCGAUACUCCACCGACAAGGAUGUGCUCACUCUGAUGACUGGUCUGGUCUCUGACACUACAACUGUCGUAGAGCUUACCACCUACAGCAAGUACUUGAACUUGGUCAGCGAUGCUCUCAAGACCAAACCAGGUAUCUCUCAGGUUCUUCUUGGAAUUGGCAGUGACGAUGGACGCGACGCCCAGAGCAUCUGCGUUGAUCUCCUGCGUGAUCUUGCUCACUUGUUCAAGCACUCUUCUCUCAAGUCCAAGCUUGAGACGGCCUUUGAGUCGGACGACGAGUUUGCUGAUCAGUCCCGCGCUUGCUUCUCCCGAGUUCUGACCCAGGUGCUGAGCAUCGGCGAGGCUGUGCAGAGUAUGAAGCCCGUCAGCCAGGCUUGUGGUGAGGUCCUCGGCUCUCUGUUUAGCACUCUGUCUCUCGUCGACUUCCUGGAUACCAUUGAGGUUCUACUCCAGGGUCCCAAUGACGAACUUCGACGCAAGGUUCUCCGUUUGCUCGAGACUCGCCUCCGCCAGAACCCCGAGCGUGACAACCUGUCGCAGAUCCGGGUUCUCGACUUCUUGCCCACCCUGGUUAGCAUUGUCGAGUCGUCUCCGGAUACGCUGCUCAAGCAUGCUGCUGUUUCGUGCAUUGACCGCAUCACCGACAAGUACGGCCGUAAGGACCCGUCCAAGGUCAUUGCUGCCGCUAGAGUGGUUGCCAGUGAAUCUUGCCUCGGCCAAUCCGAUGACCGCAUUCGCUACAUGGGUAUCCUGUGCUUGGCCUCUAUGGCUGAGGUGCUGGGUCAAGCCAUGAUUCCUGCCCUCCCGGACACACUCAAGCGUUCAUUAGAAUUGCUCGAGUUGAGUCUGGUCCCUGGCAAGGAGAACUCGCGACUCCACGACGCCGUCUUCACCCUCUUCUCUGCCGUUUUCGCUCACCUGCCAUUCAUGAUCUCGGCUGGCGAUCUGGACAAGAUGCUUCUCCUGUCCUUCAAGUCUGCUAAUGCGGACAUCGAGGAGAGCAGUGAUGAAAGCCGCCAGGAGUCCCUGCGGUUGAUGGCCCGCAAGGUGGAUCUGGGCGCAACUCUCGGCGCCGUCGAUCGGAAUUGGCAGCACGCCGUCAAGGCUGGCCCGAUUGCUGUGAACGAACUCUUGGAAGUUGUCACGAUUGCUGUUGACAAGCACCCCAAGUCGGCCAUUGCGAAGAACAUCGGCGUCCUUACGAAGAUUCUCUUCAAGGCGUUCGAUCUUCGCCGGGAACAGAUUGCUCUUGGCGACAAGGCUGUCUUCGAAUCGACUGCUAUUGAUGAGGCCGAAGUGGCACUCAAUGACGUUACAAUCAAGAUGAUCUACAAGCUGAAUGACAGCACGUUCCGGCCCAUCUUCCUCAAGUUUGUUGAAUGGGCCACUACCGGCGCUCCCAAGAGCGAACAGGAUCAAACCUCGCGCCUCACGACUUUCUACAAGUUCCUCGAGGUCUUCUUUGGUACUCUCCAGUCAAUUGUCACCGGGUACUCCAGCUAUGUGUUGGAGAACGUUGUCAGUGUUCUAAACACGACGGGUCCCUCCAAGGCCCAAAAGUCCCUCUGGUUGGCUGCCCUUCGUAUGCUCCGCAAGUCCUUCGAGCAUGACCAGGAUGAAUUCUGGCAAAGCCCCUCCCAUCUCGCCAGCAUUUCCGGUCCUUUGAUCGCCCAGCUCGGCCACGCAAACAGCACCACCACCUCGAACAUGGUCAUUGCCGACGUCGUGCCCACAAUCACUGAACUGGCCAUCGCCGCCGACUCCACAGAUAACCACAAGGAGCUGAACUCCGCGCUGAUGAAAUACCUGCGCCCCUCCUCUGCGCCCAACGCCCGCUUCGCUGGUGGCGACAGCCCCCACACCCGUCUCGCAGCCCUCAAGACCGAACAGGCUCUUACGGAGCAACUGGGUGAGGAGUGGCUGGCACUUCUGCCAGAGAUGCUGCCUUACAUCAGUGAGCUUAUGGAAGACGAGGAUGAGAGUGUUGAGAGAGAGGUCCGUAGAUGGGUUAAGCAGAUCGAGAAGGUCCUUGGUGAGCGUCUCGAUGACAUGUUGACUUAG
Penicillium roqueforti is the source of this 5412-nucleotide messenger RNA. RefSeq names its product snoRNA-binding rRNA-processing protein UTP10 (gene utp10). Gene Ontology annotation, molecular function: snoRNA binding. Bases 1 to 5412 code for a protein of 1803 amino acids. The record is from RefSeq and is a predicted model, not a curated record. Lineage: Eukaryota; Fungi; Ascomycota; Eurotiomycetes; Eurotiales; Aspergillaceae. Gene Ontology annotation, biological process: maturation of SSU-rRNA from tricistronic rRNA transcript (SSU-rRNA, 5.8S rRNA, LSU-rRNA); positive regulation of transcription by RNA polymerase I. The transcript is spliced from 4 exons. Gene Ontology annotation, cellular component: t-UTP complex; small-subunit processome; 90S preribosome.